AUGAGAAGAAACUCAUGGCAGAUAGGAUCGUGAAGCAUGCCAUGGAUUAUUUACCUCUUGACUGAUCAGAACCCAAUUCAAGUCAUUGUCGAUGCCAUUGUUAACAGCGAACUUCGUGAAGACGCUACUCAUAUCGGUUCCGCCGGUGCUGUAAGACGGCUGGUCGUCGAUAUUUCUCCUCUUCGUAGUUUGAAUCAGGACAUCUAUCUGCUAACAAUCGGUUCCCGUGAGUCUGCAUUCAGAAACAUUAAAACCAUCACCGAAUGUUUAGCCGAUGAGCGUAUUAACACUGCAAAGGGAUCAUCCAACAGCUAUGUCAUCAACAAGAAAGAUGAAAUUGAGAGAGUUGCCAAGGCCAACUGUUGAGGAGGGUUUAAGAAGAAAUGAAUCAACCAAUAGUAGUGGAAAUUUUUGUUUUUUCUAUUAAUAUUUUUUUAGAAUAAAUGCAUGUUU
Hibiscus syriacus is the source of this 453-nucleotide messenger RNA. RefSeq names its product 40S ribosomal protein S5-like. Bases 37 to 366 code for a protein of 109 amino acids. The record is from RefSeq and is a predicted model, not a curated record. Gene Ontology annotation, biological process: translation; ribosomal small subunit assembly. NCBI's taxonomy places the organism in Eukaryota, Viridiplantae, Streptophyta, Magnoliopsida, Malvales, Malvaceae. Gene Ontology annotation, cellular component: ribosome; cytosolic small ribosomal subunit. The transcript is spliced from 3 exons. Gene Ontology annotation, molecular function: mRNA binding; rRNA binding; structural constituent of ribosome.